Molecule: messenger RNA, 2155 nt
Organism: Bursaphelenchus okinawaensis
Lineage: Eukaryota; Metazoa; Nematoda; Chromadorea; Rhabditida; Aphelenchoididae
Source: the annotation of a GenBank genome assembly
AUGGCUCAAUCUAAUUCCGGUAUGAAUGUGGCUUUGGACUUGGAAAUGGUAUGUUUUUUAAAUUGAUUGAUUGAAUUUUAGGUAGUAUGUUAAAAUGAAGGAGAAUUGAUGGUUAAAUUUUUGUUAUCUAUAUUGGUGUAUGUGAAAGAAGUUCAAACAGAUGUGAGGUUCUAAGAUUGUCCUCGUAUAAUAAAACUUCUAAAAAAUGUUCUCUAGAUCUUUUUGUAUUACUGACAUAAUAGAUAAUAGCAUAGAACCUUUUAAACGGAUAAAACUCUUAUUUUCUAUGUUGUUGUAGGAAUAUUUAGGUUUUUAUUAAUUUUGUUUUUAUGGUAGAAGUAAUACAAUACACAGCUGUAGAAGAUAUAAAACUUGCUCAUUUUUAACAUAAUUUUAAUUACACGUUCGUUGAAGUUUUUAUUAUGAUUAACUUAAAAAAUUGUAGUAUAUUAGCUAAAGAGAUUUUUUUAGUUAGAAAAAGAAAUUCAAGAGAAAGAAGAAAGUCGACGAACACAGAAUUUCGAAGACUUGAGUGGAACUAUUGGCAACGCAGCUCCCAGAAGCUACAAUCCAAAUCAGAAUUACAAUUCCGAUCCCAUUGAUGGCGCUACAGACUUUGACACUCUCGACGAACCGGUUAUUGUCACUAUUGUGAGUUUAUUUAGUUUUUUCUUUUAAUUUUAGGGGUACUACAACAUGAAUUUGGAUUUGUUUUAUGGAUUGUAAACGAACUAGUUGUUGAAGGUUUAUUUUCAAGGUACUUAGGAUUGUUACACUGAUUAUAUAGUUAUUUACAAAAUGUGUUUUAGAAAAGAGAUGCUAAAUUGAUCGCUGCCAAGUUUAUGCAAGUAUUAAUACCGCCAAAGGACCAGCAUUGCCUCAGAGAUUGGGAUCUAUGGGGACCAUUGUUUGUAUGCGUCGUUUUAUCAUUGUAUGUUUGCUUUAACUUCAUAAAACAUUAUAAUUUUAUAGAUUCAUUAAAUUUUAAAAAUGUCAGGUUUUAAUUCUUUGAAACUUUGAGUUUUUAGGCAUUUAAAAGUCAAAACAAGUAAAUUUUAUAAUAUUUAUGUAAAUUUAAGUGUUUCUUGUUUAGAUUGCUUCAAGAUACAGUUGCUGGUACAGGGCCGGCAUUCACAGAAGCCUUUUCAUUGGUGUUCUUUGGAUCGGUUGUGGUUACUGCUAAUAUCAAGCUUCUCGGUGGUAAAAUGUAAGAUUUUAUCAAUUUUUUUUGUUCUUAUUAUUUUUGUCAAAUUCAAUGCAAAUUUAUAUGAAAGUAGAGUUAUAUGGAGGAAAAAACUCGUAAAACAGAUAAAGAUCACUUCCAAAACAAAUAGAGAGAAAAAGAAGAGAAAGGCGAGUGUCUCCCAUGUGGUCUAGUGGUUAGGAUUCGUGGCUUUCACCCACGCGGCCCGGGUUCGAUUCCCGGCAUGGGAAGGAAACUUUUUGGAGGUUUUUGAAUUGAAAAUCGUUAUGAAAGGGUUAAAAUACGGAUUUUUUCUUGGUUUUUUAUUAUUUUAAUGUAUAUUUUUGCAGUAAAAAAUUUAUUUUAGGAUUUUUUAGCAUUCUUCGAUUGAAAAUGUCACUUUUUGUAAAUUUCUUGAAUUUUUAAUUGAAAUUGUUAUAAAAACGUAAUUUUUAGCUCGUUCUUUCAAUCUUUGUGUGUUAUUGGUUACUGCUUGUUACCAUCAGUGUUCGCAUCGAUUACAUGUCACUUGUUGCACAUGGAAGGUGCAAAGAAACUGAGUAUGUUCUUGCGAUUGGUUGCUUCUGGCUUCGGAUUCGCUUGGUCAACUUAUGGUAAGGUUGGAAGGUGCUUUUAUAGCAAUAUGAAUUUAAUUUUUGUUUCAAUUUUGAAAAUUGAGGUAUAUUUGAAAAUGACGAUGACUGUAUUUUGUUGUAGCUAAGACUCAGUUCUGCUUAGUACAAAAAGUGUUGUAGUAGCCUAAGCCUGUUGAUUUUGCUAAAAGUUAAUGAAAGUUUUGAGAGAAAAUGCAUUUUUUAAUACAAGGUGGCUGAACUUUUUACUUAUGUGGUAUUUUUAGCUUCGACAGCCUUCCUGGCCUCGGCUCAGCCCGAAAGACGAAAGAUCCUGGCCAUGUAUCCAGUGGUACUGUUCUACUUUGUCGUAUCAUGGCUCGUAUUCUCCAACUCGUAA